AAAAGUCUGGUUGACAAUCAACCUGAUUGUCACAGAGUGGUCAUGAUGGUGAAGCUGGGGAUUCUGGUAGCUGUCGCCGUGUUUCUGGAGACGGUCUCUGCGGCCUCUCUCGGCGUGGUGUACACAGAGGGAGGUAUGGUGGAGGGUAAGAACAUUCGUAUUGGCCUAUUCCGUCGGAUGGACGUCUUCAAGGGGAUUCCCUUUGCUGACAUCCCUGGAAGGUUUGAGAAACCGAAGCGUCAUCCUGGUUGGGACGGUAUUCUGAAGGCCACUGAGUACAGGCAGAGAUGCAUUCAGGUGAAUCUCUUGAUGUCCGACACCAGAGGCGGUGAGGACUGUCUUUACCUUAACAUCUGGGUUCCUCACGGCAGUAAAGUGUCCACUGAUCUGCCGGUCAUGGUCUGGAUCUAUGGGGGAGGCUUCCUGGCUGGGGGCUCGAUGGGUGCUAACUUCCUGGACAACUAUCUUUACAGCGGGCAGGAGAUUGCAGACAGAGGAAAUGUGAUUGUGGUGACACUGGGAUACCGUGUGGGCACUAUGGGCUUCCUGAGCACUGGAGACUCUGACUUACCCGGAAACUACGGCCUGUGGGACCAGCAUGCCGCCAUCUCCUGGGUGAAAAGGAACAUCCGCUCGUUUGGAGGAGACCCUGACAACAUCACCGUCUUUGGAGAGUCUGCAGGUGCAGCUAGCGUCAGCUUCCAGACUCUCACUCCCCACAACAAAGGUCUGUUCAAGAGAGCCAUCUCCCAGAGCGGGGUUGCCCUUUGCCCAUGGGCUAUUAAUAAGAACCCCCGCAGGUUCGCUGAGGAGGUCGCUAUAAAGGUCAACUGCCCCACAGAUCAAAACAUGGCUCCCUGUUUGAAGAUGACUGAUCCUGCUCUCCUUACGUUGGCCGGCUCUCUCAGUCUGUCCAGCUCACCCGACCACCCACUUGUAUGGAACCUGUUUCUGUCUCCUGUGAUUGAUGGGGACUUCCUGCCGGAUGAGCCUUCCAAACUGUUCCACAAUGCCGCUGCCAUCGACUACAUCGCCGGAGUCAACGACAUGGAUGGACACCUGUUUACUGGUUUAGAUGUUCCCUCAAUCAACUCCCCUUUGGUGGACACUCCUAUUGAGGACGUAAAGAGGCUCCUGGCUUCCUACACUAAGGAGAAGGGCAAUGCUGGUUUGGACAACGCUUACUCCACAUACACCUCCACCUGGGGCUCAAACCCCAGCAGCGAGACCAUCAAGAAAACCGUUGUGGGGAUUGGAACAGACUACAUCUUCCUGGUUCCUACCCAGGCGGCCCUCUACCUUCAUGCUGCCAACGCCACAACUGGCCGUACCUACUCGUACCUCUUCUCUCAGCCCAACCGUUUGGGGGGUAUUGGUAGGCCCUUACCCGGCUGGAUGGGAGCCGACCACGCUGAUGACCUGCAGUACGUGUUUGGAAAGCCUUUCACCACACCAUUGGGGUACUGGCCUCGCCACCGUGACGUCUCUGGCUACAUGAUUGCUUACUGGACCAACUUCGCCAAAACUGGAGACCCUAACAAAGGAGAGAAGGUGCCGGUUACCUGGCCUGCAUUCACCAGCACUGGACACCAAUACCUGGAGAUCAAUUCUAAGAUGGACAAGAACUAUGUAGGACAGAAGCUGAGAAUGCGUUAUGUGCAUUUCUGGUCUAGCCUCCUACCCAACCUUCCCAUAUCCUAUUCCGAGUAAAGACCGUGUGCAAUCACCUGUGCACCUGCCAUGUGGACCUAAAGACUUCAGGAAUUAAAUUAGUAUUGGUUCAUGAAAAAUAAAUUGAUGACGAAUACAAAUUA
Etheostoma cragini (Arkansas darter) is the source of this 1814-nucleotide messenger RNA. RefSeq names its product bile salt-activated lipase-like. NCBI's taxonomy places the organism in Eukaryota, Metazoa, Chordata, Actinopteri, Perciformes, Percidae. The transcript is spliced from 12 exons. Gene Ontology annotation, biological process: neuron cell-cell adhesion; postsynaptic membrane assembly; modulation of chemical synaptic transmission. The record is from RefSeq and is a predicted model, not a curated record. Gene Ontology annotation, cellular component: synapse; cell surface; postsynaptic specialization membrane. Gene Ontology annotation, molecular function: sterol ester esterase activity; signaling receptor activity; neurexin family protein binding. Bases 43 to 1710 code for a protein of 555 amino acids.